Molecule: messenger RNA, 1368 nt
Organism: Musca vetustissima
Lineage: Eukaryota; Metazoa; Arthropoda; Insecta; Diptera; Muscidae
Product: limbic system-associated membrane protein
Exons: 7
Coding region: 1-1368 (455 amino acids)
Biological process (GO): synapse organization; homophilic cell-cell adhesion
Cellular component (GO): axon; plasma membrane; neuronal cell body
Molecular function (GO): axon guidance receptor activity; protein binding
Source: RefSeq, a predicted model, not a curated record
AUGCGCAAACAAUUCCAAUUACCAUAUUCACAUACUGAUGGAACAUAUACUGCAGCAGAAAAUGAAGCUCCUUCUGUGGCUCCAAAAUUCUUAUCUCGUGGACAUCUGUACAAGGUUAUUGUUGGGGAAACUAUUGAACUACCAUGUAAGGUCCAGAAUUUGGGCUCAUUUGUGCUUCUAUGGAGGAAAGGAUCGUCAGUCCUAACAGCUGGUCAUUUGAAAAUUAGCAGAGAUCCAAGAUUCAAAAUAGUUGGGGAUUAUAAUUUGCAAAUUAAUGGUGUGAAAACACAGGAUGCGGGAGACUACAUUUGUCAGCUUGGAGACCAGGAAAACCGAGAUCAAGUUCAUACAGUUGAAAUAUUAGUUCCACCAACACUACGUGCUCUCCCACAUAAUGGACAAGUAACUGCAAGAAAAGGUAGCACAGUAACAUUAGAAUGUAAAGCAUCAGGAAACCCUGUUCCAACGAUAUAUUGGUUUAAGAAGGAUAUGUUUUCUGGCCCAACACAUUUAUCGGACAGUUCGACACUAAUAUUGGAAAAUGUUGAUAGGCAUCAUGCUGGAAUUUAUCAAUGUUCUGCCGAUAAUGGAGUUAAAGAGAGGGUUUCAAUGGAUAUUCAAUUGACAAUUUUAUCUCCCCCAGAAAUCACUGUCGAAAAGUCUUGGGUUCAUGCUGCCGAAGGCUACGACAUAGAAUUAGUCUGUGUUGUUCACGGAGAUGUAAAUUCCGAGAUGCUUUGGUAUCAAAAUUCUUUCUUGCUAGACGCUACUGACAGGCGGUCAAUGUACUCACGAGACGACCGUUACAGUUUAAUCAUACGAAAUUUCCAGUCAUCUGAUUUUGGAAACUACAGUUGUGUAGCGGACAAUGCACUAGGAAGGACCAAAAAAUAUAUUGAAGUUUCAGGAAGACCUGGACCCGCUGAUUUCAUUUCUCCCGCAUUAAGUGGAUCGUUAGAUCAUUAUAACCUAACAUGGACUAUUGAGUCGAUUCCAACUCUUGAAGAAAUCAAGCUUUUAUAUAGACGACUUUUGAUGAAUGAAACCUAUCAACACCCUGGAAAAUGGCAUGAAUUUCAUAUUAAGCCUACAGCUGUCAGAACGGACAGCACACAUUACAUUAUGUCAUACGUUUUAAAGAAUCUGGAACACAACGCUGUAUAUGAAGCCAUUGUUCAAGCCAGAAAUAAAUAUGGAUGGAAUGAGAUCAGUGACAUACAUCAAUUUUACACUAGGAAUCAUGACUUGCUGCUUGAUUUGGAUAUGGAAUAUAAGAUGGGCAUUGCUGGUGGAGCAAGAAAUGAAAUAGAAAUUUCAUGUGCAAUUAUAUCAUUUUGUGUAUUUUUAAUUAGAACAGUUUAUAACUAA